AUGUAUAAUCAUAUAAAAGGCUUUAUGAACAAAUUACGACUCUGGAAAGCUCACAUACAGACAGAUAAUCUUUUCCACUUUCCAACUUUGGGGGACUGUGAAAUGCAUCCCGAGAAAAAGACUGAUUUUGCAGGCCAGCUAGAAAAUUUGUUGCAUGAAUUUUUGGAUCGUUUUAAGGACUUCAAAUCUCAUGAACAUUUGUUUGAUAUAUUCUCUCCGCCAUUCAACGCAGACGUUGUCAAAGCACCAGCUGAUAUCCAAUUGGAACUGAUUGAUUUCCAAGAGAAGACAGAUUUGAAAGCAAAAUAUUUGCAAAUGAAUCUGGGAGAUUUUUACCGAAAACAUCUCAACUAG
This is a messenger RNA of Styela clava, 354 nucleotides long. The record is from RefSeq and is a predicted model, not a curated record. NCBI's taxonomy places the organism in Eukaryota, Metazoa, Chordata, Ascidiacea, Stolidobranchia, Styelidae.